Molecule: messenger RNA, 43488 nt
Organism: Pelobates cultripes (western spadefoot toad)
Lineage: Eukaryota; Metazoa; Chordata; Amphibia; Anura; Pelobatidae
Source: the annotation of a GenBank genome assembly
AGGUUGAAUGAGGACCAUGUCUUGGUUGUGGCUUCUGGUGGUUUUCUCAAGUCUUCUAGUCUCUUCCGAGAGUCUCGAUGAUGUAGCAAUUUUGCAGCUAGAUUCCUGUGCUUUACAAAAUGGUAAGAAUGUUCAUGGAAAUGGAACAAUGUGUUUAAGGCUUCAUCAUUCUGCAUUUAAUGCAUUUUAAAGUUUUUUAACAGUGUUUCCAUAUAGGCCGUUUAUCUUUUUCUUUAGGGCAUGUUGCAAUGCUCCCAUUCUUAUUCUACAUUUCAGCUGCUAUACUCUACUCUAGCCUUUAUACUAGCUCUAUUAUUUUUAUUUGUAAAUGGACAUAUAUGGAUGGACAGCCAUAUAAAGAUUGAUAUAGAAAAUUACAAACAGAUAGAAAUUAUCUGGAAUACUGUUGUGUAGUUAAUAUAAAGUACAGAGGAAAUGGGGAGACCACAAGAUACACAUGUUGCUGCAUAAUUUCGUACAGAAUUGUAUUGCACAUAGCACAGCGUAAUCUCAAUUACUAUGUAUAACCAAACAAAUGGAAAAACAGCAAAAAUCUAAAAGAAAAUAUAGUACAACAGUGUAACAUUAUUUACUGAAUAUGCAUGCCAUGGUGCCUUCACUGAUGGUAUUGAGGGGACAUACUGCUCACUUCUACCAGAAUCUGGACUCUUGGGUGCUCCAAGGGCGUCUACAGAAAAAAUGUGUUUAAAAAAAAAUAUAAAAUUUAUUUCAGCACUUAAAGUUCAAAUAAUUCAGACAAAAAUGCACCUCUUGCAAAAAUGGUCCUACGUGUUUCACCACCUUGGGGUGCUUAGAGACCACUGCUACAAAUAUGUAAAAAAAAAGAAAGAAAAUGUUUGCAGCUUAUUGUUUGUCAUUUGUUUUUUGUUAUGACUUUGUUUUCGAAAUAUACAACUUAACUGUAUUUACAGUAUGUGAGUCUUAUGUACAAAUUUAGACAUUUUUAUAUUUUGCUGCAAUUGUUAGUAAGCUGCACUGCUAGCAAUGUCUUCAGGGUCCUUACAAAUACAUACAAGCAAAGUAUUUGAUGAUAAAUGAUCUGCCUAAUGUCUGCAAAUCCUCAAAUGUACACAUGUACGCAGACGGCACAGUAAUCUAUACAAGCAAAUCCAAUCUACCGCAGCUUGAGGCUGUGCUCCAAGACCAGUUCACAGAGGUAGAAAAGUGAAUCGCAAAAAAAAAACUCUUCCUAAAUACUGACAAAACUGUCACAAUGAUCUUUGGAACAGUACCUAAAUUACACAAAUGACACAAUUCCCACCUAUCCAUCAAAUACUUAGGUAUGUUGGUAGACCACAAUCUAUCUUUUGGCCUCCACAAAACUUGCAUCUAAACUUUAUCCAAAAUUAGGUGCCCUGUACAGAAACAAGUCCUGCCUAAGCCCUACAGUAAAGGAAAAGAUUGUACAGCAAAUGCUGAUGCCAAUCAUUGAUUAUGGGGAUGCAGUAUAUGCACCUACACCGCAAACCCACCUUAAUAAACCCAAUACAUUGUAUAACUCGUUUUGCCGAUUUUUGCUACAAUGUAAUUACAGGAUCCACCAUUGUGACAUGCUAAAAUAACUAAACUGGCUGUCGCUGGAAUCCAGACGCACCCUUCAUCUUUCCAGCCUUGGGUUUAAGAUCUUUUCUGGGAAGCUCCCCCCAUACCUGAACAGAAUGCUCUCCCCAGCUGUUCUCAUCUCCUAUAACCUCCGAUCCAGUACCAGCACUUUAUUUAGUCUACCUCAAUACAAAAAGUAUGCAGCCCGUUCCUCCUUUUCCUACAGAGCACCUCAAUUAUGGAACGACCUCCUGCACACUUUUAAAUCUUCCACAUGCCUAAAGUCCUUUGAGAGAUCCCUCUCUACAUACCUCAAAACACAAUGCACGUGUCAUGGUUGAUUAUAUAUUUUCUACCUGUUCUAUGUAAAAUUUUGUAUAUAUUGUUUAUUAGCAUUGUUUUUGUAUUUUAUUGUACCCUAUUGUAUGAAUGCAAUGUUUUGUGGACCAGGACAUACUUGCAAAGAAGAGAAAUCUCAAUGUAUCUAUCCUAGUAAAAUAUUUUAUAAAUAAAUAAAGAUUAUGUAUUUAUAUACUUUGACACAUCUACUAGGGAUGUAUAUGGUCAAAAAAUUUGGUUCGGUUCGGAAAUUCGGGUAAGUAAAAAAAAUUAGUCUGCUUUGGCAAUUCUGACCAAUGGCAUUCGGUUUGGCACUUUAGAACUGCCAAAUCACAUUUGGUUUGGACCUUUGGUAUUUAGGCACGCGGCAUUUGGGCAAUUAUUUUGGGAAUUCGGCAUUUGGCAUGCCAUUUGUAUCAGGCAUUCGGCAGUUCGGAAAGUCAUUCCUUUUGAUAAAUAAACAUAAGCUUUUUUUACAUUGCAUAGUGGACCAAAGCAGCACCCAGAUCCCUUAAUCUUAAAGAAGUGGUUUGGGUUUAGUUAAUAAUUAUUGGUGAUAGUUUAGUAUAUAUAUAAGUUACAAAAUUAUAUUUUCACUGCACAGAUAGUACAGCCAAUCAGGGAGCACUAUCAACAUGCAACACUUCUGCACACUAUAUAAUCCCAUCCCUGUGACACCAUCUUUGUGGAGAGUUUAUGAGCAGAGAGUGAGCAGAGAGAAAGCAAUUUGUGUCUGAACAAGCAAGUGAGAGUGUGUGAGAGAGGGGAGAAUGUGAGGAGGACAUGGACGACCCAUUAUGGUUUCUUUUGUUUUAUUGAUUUUUGUAUUUAAAUUAAAUCACAGAAAACUAAAAAACACAAAAUUAAUUAAUUAAUUAAGAUACAACCUGGCAAUCAGGCUACCUGGCAACAGCUAAAAAAAACCCACAAAAUUAAUCACUGUAGCAAAGUCACAGUGCAGCAGAGAGACACCGUGGCAAUCAAUCUACCUGGCUUGCGCAUCCACACACUCUCAACCCCCUUCAAAAAAAGAAGAAAAAUGCAGAAGAAAAAAAAGGCAAAACUCUCUCUCUCUCCCUGGAACACACACUUAAAAGCAAUGUGGCUCCCCAAGUUUGCAACAAGUAAAGUACAAUAAAUGUAAUGUAAUUUAUCUCUCUCAGUCUCUUGUGCUAUCACAACUAGUCUGGUCACAUGAAUGCAAGCCAACACCCUGGCACCCUGACAGAUUUAUAUACUAUGCCACCUCAAUGACUCUGUAUACCUUCAUUGGCCAAGUGUCAGUGACAAAAUCACCAUUAAUUGGCUGUCCUCUAACAUCAAUCACAAAAAUGUGCUCAUUUCAUUGGAAAGGGAAUAGUAAAACCGGAUUUGCAUGCAAUCAUUACAUUACACAAAAGGGAUUAGCUUAUUGGUCAAGAUUCCUGUCAUUAUUCACGUAAUUUUCCCUCCCUCUCUCUUGUUUUGCCACUUUUCAGAAAUCUGAAUCACUUUGGCACUUCAGAGCUUUGGCACUUCCGAACUACUGAACUUCGUCACUUCAGAACUUCGGCACUUCGGACAUUCGUUAGCAUCCGAAUGUCUGAAUGGCAUGAAAUUCAUAUGAAUGUACAUUUGGAACAAAAUGAAUUGCACAUCUUUAACAUCUAAUAUAUGUGAGAAAAAUAUAAUUUUUGGUUUUAUACAUAUAUAUCAGACCCCGUGUCAAUAUUGCAAAAUAAAGAAUACUCUAUACUGUUUCAAGUUUUUAAUUUCCCAAAUAUUUUUAUAAAGGCAAAAUAAGUGAAAAAUAAAAAUCUUAAGAAUUUCCGUAAUUUUAAUUUAUACAUUUGUCUGAAAAGCAAAUGAUACAGAAAAUUGCUGUGUUAUGCUAGCUAUACAUCCCUUGCUAGAAAUACAUCUAGUGAAGGGAUUAAUAAUAACACACAUUUUUGAGGUUGGAAUAAAUAAAACAACCUUUUAUGAUAUUCACUUAUUGGUGAAAGAAGAUAGUAGGAUGGAUAGACAUGUCUAUGCCUCUUCUGACAGCUGCCAUCAUUCUGAAUGGCUUAGUAAUGAAAAUAAUAUAUACAAGACUUAUGCAAAAAUAAGUUGGAAUAUUGAAUAACACAUUUUAAAGCACUGUCUAUUGGACCUUAUUGCUAGAACUAACAAUGAGGUUGAGGUGUAAAUCUAUAGAAUAAGCCUGGAUUUUGAGUGGCUGGAUACUUGGAUUCAUGAUACGAUAUUUCUGGAAAUGCAGUAUGGAGCUUUAUACUCCAGAGUCUAUUAUUACUUUGGCAUGCCAAAGAUCUACUUCUAGUCUAGGAAUUUGUCUGCUGUGGUAUGCCGUAGCACAUGAUAAAGAUUAUGGAAGUCAAAAGAAGGCCCAUUUUGGGAGAUAUGAGUCAGACAAAUAGUUAGAAAUUAUUGAUAUUCUAGAGGUCUGGUAUGAACUGGAGGAACAUGUGGCUGAAGAAUGGAAGUAGUAAAUUGAAUGUAAAGAGUUCCAGGAGGAGAACGUGUUAGCUGGGAUCUGAGUGGUUGACCAGAUCAUUCACCUGAUGAGCUUCCUUUGGAGCAGGGCCGUCUUUAACAAGGGGCAAACGGGGCAGCUGCCAGGGGCCCAAUAACUCCUGGGGGGCCCAAAGUAGCUGCCCCGUGGGCCCCCUGCCACAACUAAGACUGAACAGCCCACCGGUGGGCUGUGGCAGGUGAAGUAAUCCCUUUAAGAGUGCUCCUAACCGGCCUCUGUCUUUCUGCCUGCUGGGAGGUGAGAUCACUUCCUCCCAAGUAACAAGAGUGCCUCUGGGGAGGAGAAGACACACAUGGAAGUGGAGGAGGAGACACACACAGGAGGAGAGGGACUGAGGAAGCCAAGUUCCUCAGACUCCCAUCAACCUCAGCCGUCCAGCUCCCACUGGACCUCAGGGAAGCCACCCUUCUGUAAAGGUAAGGAGACAGGAGGGUGGCUAAACUUAAAUUGAUAUAAAUGUGUGGGUAACUGACUGUGUGUAUCUGGGUGUGUAUCUGACUGUGUGUGUGUAUCUGACUGUAUGUGUGUGUGUGUGUAUGUUAAGUAUUAGGGUGUUAUGCAGUCCACCUUCCAGUAGAUGGCAGCAUAGGGAAGUUAUGCACUUGUUAUGUUCUGUUAGUCUCUCUUGUUUUUAUAUUAUGUGUGUGUACUGAAGUAAAGAGAAGUUCUAUUUUACUACAAUGUCUGAGAGCCAUUUUGUGAAUAUAUAACAUGCUAAUACACCAAACUGGCGACGAGGAUUUGGUCGCCAGUUUGGCGACGAGGAUUUGGUGUAUUAGCAUGUUAUACACUGCAGAAUAUAUAUACAGGAAGUAAAAUCACCCUGAGUGAGGAAGUAACACUUUUCUUUUGGAAUUCUAUUAUCUACAAAUAUCUCCAGCAUGGCUUCUCUGGGACACAUGGAGGAAUUUGAUCUGACUAAUCCAGCCUCAUGGGACUCAUAUGCUGACAGGUUAGUGUUUUUUACAUGAACUAUCUGCCUAUAAAGGGUGCCUAUUAUGGGGAAACAGAGUGGUUAUUCCAAAUGCAGGACAAGCUCGAGUAUUGCAUGCUCUUCAUGAAUAGUUUGCAUGAAAGCUUUAGCCAGAAGUUAUGUUUGGUGGCCUAAAAUGGAUGAAGUUAUUGAAAAGUGGGCGAAGAACUGUGUACCAUGCCAAUCUACUCGUCAUGCUCCACCUAAAGCCUCAGUACAUCCUUGGGAAGUGAUUAGAUCACCUUGGUCCUGUUUACAUAUAGAUUUUGCUGGCCCUUUUCAUGGACGGAUGUUUUUUUUAGUUGUUGACUCCUUUUCAAAAUGGUUAGAAGUUGUUCCAGUUACAUCUGCUACCUCAGUCACAGUCAUAAAGAUUCUAAGGAGGCUGUUUGCUACACAUGGGUUGCCAGAUACAAUUGUGUCUGAAAAUGGAACACAAUUUACCUCAUCAGAAUUCAACAUUUUCAUGGCAAGUAAUCUUAUUCAACAUGUUACGAUUGCACCACUUCACCCAUCAUCAAAUGGUCAAGCUAAGCGUAUGGUUCAGACUACCAGAGACUCAUUAAAGAGAAUUAUUGAAGGAGAUUGGAAUCGUUGACUUGCAAAUUUCCGUCUGCAACAAAAUGUGACACCAUGCUCAAGCACUGGUAGUAGUCCAGCAGAGCUCCUUAUGAACCGGCAUCUUAAAACUAGUCUUGAUCGUUUACAUCCUGAUUUGACAUCUGAGUUACAAGAGAACCAAGAAUUGCAAUUCAAUAAGAACUAUAAUGCUUCCACUGUGAGAGUAUUUGCACCUGACAGUGCUGUCUAUGUCAGGAAUUAUGUUUCUGGGCCUAAAUGGAUACCUGCAAAAGUACUUGUGGUCACAGGACCUUUGUCAUACAAAGUUCAAAUUCCUGAUGGUAGAAUAUUACGAAGGCAUGUCAAUCAGAUCCAGGAACGGAGUGAUGAGAUUGUGCCUGCUGUCGGUCCCACUCAUACCGGGUUUUCUGUGAUACCAGAUGAUGUCGAACCACUGGGUGAUACAGGUGUCAGUUCUCCAGGAGUUGUUGUUGCAGAACCAGUUCCUUGAGAGCACAGGAAGAAGGGAUGGGCACAACUGAAGGUCCAGGUGAAGCAGCUCCAAAUAUGGUUCUGGGGCACCCAUUAAGAAAUAUUCACUCUCCCAGUUAUCUCAAAGACUUUGAGGUCUAGGGGGGAGGAGUGUUAUGUAUUGGGGUCUUAUGCAGUCCACCUUCCAGUAGAUGGCAGCAUAGUGAAGUUAUGCACUUGUUCUGUUCUGUUAGUCUCUCUUGUUUUUAUGUUAAUAUGUGUGUGUACUGAAGUAAAGAGAAGUUCUAUUUUACUACAAUGUCCGAGAGCCAUUUUGUGAAUAUAUAACAUGCUAAUACACUAAAGUACUCUGUGUGUGUGUGUGUAUCUAUCUGUGUGUGUGUGUGUGUGUGUUUGUAUAUGGCUGUGUGAGUGUCAAUGCAUGUGCAUAUUUGUGUCCGUGUUUAUGUGUAUCUAUGUGUAUGUAUACCUGUGUCUUUGUACUUGUGUGUCAGUUUGUAUGUGUACCUGCAUGUCUGUGUAUGUGUACCUGUGUGUAUGUGUAUAUGAGUGUCAGUUUGUGUCCAUCUUUCCAGUACCAACAUUGCACACAUAUACACUACUAAAUUCCAACGCUAACACUGCACACAAAUACACCACUGCAUGUGUACCCGUGUGUCUGUGUGUAUUUUAGUGUGUUUACAUAUCUGUGUAAGUGUGUGUAAGGGUGUAUCUCUGUGUGUGGAUGUGCCAGUGUUUUUAUCUGUGUGUAUGUGUGUAUACGCCAGUCUGUUUGUGUCAGUCUGUGCAUGUGUCCAGAUUUGUGCAUGUAUCAGUGUGCUAAUGUGUAUGGAUAUCUGUGAAUGUAUGUCAUACAUCCCAGCAAUCAAACACAACAUGCAAACACACCCAUUACAUACAAACACACCCCUGCAAACACACACAUUACAUACAAACACACCCCUGAAUUCAAACUCAAAAAGUAUAUAGAAACACACCCCUUCACUCUAACACCAAUACUACACCCUACAUGUACACACAUAAUCUAUACAACAGCAGGCUCACAUUCAAAUGUAAAAACACUGCUCACAAAUACAGCCCUGCAAGAAUGGCCAUAGCAUCGUGGAAAUUGGCAUAGCAUCGUGGAAAUUGUACAACAGAUGAGGAUCUAUCUUUUAUCCAUUCUUGUGCUAGAGGGGAGGCCCACAAAAUGUCUUGCACCAGGGCCUUCUCUACAUUAGUUCUGCCACUGUGUUGGGGUGGAGGGCAUGAGUGCAUGCCAGGGGUGGAAGUGUUUGGAGGGGAAGGGCAGGAUCAGGGGGCCCAAGCAAAUGCUUGCCCAGGGUCCAAUCAAUGUUAAAGACUUUGGAGGGGUCUCUCCUAAACACAAUGGGGACUAUGAAACUUAGGUGAGUGGGGACUCAAUUACCCUCUUGCAGUGGAAGCAUUGUUACUGGGACAGAUCACUGCUGUUCUCUGUCCUACACAGCAAUGUGGGUCUUAGGGAUCAGGGGCAGGUAACCUCCCUCCCUAACUGCUGAGCAAAAUCCAUGAAGGCUGCACAGACACAUCUCCCAAUCAGCAGCAUGUCCAUCAGGGAGUUGAUACAGGUUACACCCCUCCUAAGCAACACUGUGAAUUUUAGGGGGAAGGUGCAGUAGACAUCUCUCCUGCAGCAGUUUGUGCAUCAUAGAACCAGUGCAGGUGGAACGCCACUCCAAUGACAGAAUUGAUUCCAGGGAGAAGAUAUAGUUGGCAUCUCUCCCGAGCAGCAGUGCAUGGCUUUGAGAGUUAGUGCAAGUGGCAUCCCUCCCCAGCUGCAGAUGGGACCAGAAAGAGGAGGUGGAUGGCACUUCUCUCCAGCAGAAGUGUGUGCAUCAGGUAGCCAGGGUAGGUGGCACACCUUGGAUAUCAUGAGUACCAGAGAGAAUCUACAGUCAUCAUCUCUCCCCAGUGGAAUUGCAUGGUUUUGGGAGUGGGUGAUGGUGACGCCACACUCCAGCAGCAGAUGGUGACUUUGUGGCACCUCUCUAUGGCAGGGUGAAGUAUGAGGAGCAGAUGGCUUCUCUCCCCAGUGGCAGAGUGAUAUCAAUGAAAAGAAUGUAUCUGGCAGCUCUCCCCAGCAGCAGAGUGAUAUACAUGGACUCUGUACAGACAUCACAACUCUCCAGUGACAGAUGAUCAUUUGGAGCUGGGGAAGGUGACCCUAGCGGCAGAGUGAAAGGGUGCAGCCAGCAUCUCUCACCAGUGGCAGUAUGUUGUUCCAGGGACCACUGUGGAUAGCACCUCACAUUUGUAACUUGCUACUGGUGCACAUUGAUCAUCUUUUGGAGAUGGGGAUUCUUUCUAAAGUCUGUGAGAGUAAAUAAACUUUUUGUGACUCAUUUUCCAAUUAACUGGGACACAGACUGAUCUGAGUUUUUGUGCACGGUUAGCCUACCAUUGCUGGAAGGAGAGAAAUGUAAUGAGAGUUUCCCUACCUUUCAAUGGCUUCACAAUGAACCUGUGCUUUUUGGAGGAACUUGGAGGCCAGCCUCCUUCCUAGAGACUAGGAACCCUCUGUUAUGGCUGAAACUAGACUCAGUGGAUGCUGUGGCUAACAAAAUGGUUGGGACUUUCUAUACUGUGUUGUUAAAUGUAUUGCGUGUCCAUUUUGUGCAUCACUUUCCUACCCAUCCCUUCCCUGUUGUUUUUUUCUAGCAGGGUUUUGUCCCAUUGUACCAGGAGAGGGCUUCCACACUAGAUCAAACUGACGACUCUGUCACUCCUUUAAGUUUCCUUUGUGGUUUACAGUCCUUGUGUCAUACAUGAAAUGGAAUUUUGAACACUUUAGUAGAUUGUGCCCAAAUGCAAAACAAAGAGAGAGAGAUCAAUAACACUCAAAUGAAGGCAAUUGCAAUGACUCCAGUAAUAAGAGUUUGAGAAUUACUGUUUAUGAAUUUUUUUCCACAAAUGAGCUUAGAUAAGAAGACAAAAAUAGAGCAAUCCACAGUUUAAAGUCCAGUAACAUAGAACAUAGAAACAUAGAAUGUGACGGCAGAUAAGAACCAUUCAGCCCAUCUAGUCUGCCCAAUUUUCUAAAUACUUUCAUUAGUCCCUGGCUUAUCUUAUAGUUAGGAUAGCCUUAUGCCUAUCCCACGCAUGCUUAAACUCCCUCACUGUGUUAACCUCUACCACUUCAGCUGGAAGGCUAUUCCAUGCAUCCACUAACCUCUCAGUAAAGUAAUACUUCCUGAUAUUGUUUUUAAACCCUCUAAUUUAAGACUAUGUCCUCUUGUUGUGGUAGUUUUUCUUCUUUUAAAUAUAGUCUCCUCCUUUACUGUGUUAAUUCCCUUUAUGUAUUUAAAUGUUUCUAUCAUAUCCCCCCUGUUUCGUCUUUCCUCCAAGCUAUACAUGUUAAGAUCCCUGAACCUUUCCUGUUAAGUUUUAUCCUGCAAUCCAUGAACCCCAAUCUAUCUGCACCAAAGCAAAUCUCAUCAGCCCCUCUCUGGUUUUAAUGUGGCUUUAAUUUUGGAGUGAGUCCUCCCAUAAUCCACAAUGAUAACAGGCACAAAUUUUCAAUUAAAAUAAAAAAUGUGGUGCAAGUAAAAUGUUUUCUUCUUAUGGGUUUGUGCAUAUCAAUGUUUAUGCUUUGUUUUAUUUACUUUAUUUGCUUUACAUACUAAACACAGCAAACAAAACUGUAUAAACUGCCUAAUUUAAUCAAUUUUCUCAUGUGUUACGUAAUUCCAGUGGUGACGGACAUUCUUACAAAUAAAGAAAUUUUGGACGCAAUGGCAAAGUCACCAGCUGCCAAGAAAGCCCUGGGCAAGAAGGGAUCCAGUCCGAUAAAAGGCAUUUCAAAGUAAGCAAGAUUUAAAAAUGUUUCUCAUAGCCAUAUGUUUUGUUUAGAGCAGUGGUCCCUAAACUGCCGCAUUUACUGGCCCUAUAGUGUAAUGUACAGUGUUGGUGUUUGAAGGAGUGCUUGUAUAUAUUUAUUGUGUUUUAAUACAGGGGUGUGUUUGUAUGUGAUGUUUGCGUUUGAUUGCAGGGGUGUGUCUGAAUGUAAUGUUCACUUUUAAAUGUGGAUGUACAUUUGUGUGAAGUAUUUGUGUUUGAGUGAAGGGGUGUGUUUGUUUUGUUGUUUUUUUUCUUUGAAGGCAGUGGUGUUUUUGUAUGUAAUAUUUGUGUUAGAUUGCAGGAGUGUGCUUGUAUGUUGGGCUGGUGUUUGACUGCUUGGAUGUAUGCACAUACAUACAUACAUACAUACUUACACAGAUAUUCAUGCAUAUUAACACACAGAUGCAUGUAAAUACACUGAAACAUACACACAAAUUCAUAUAGAUACCAACACAUACAGAUACACACCGACAUAUACACACAUGCACCCUGACACACAAACAUUGAUACAUGCCCACACCAUGACACAGAUACACACUGACAUAAAAACACACUUCCUGACACACAGAUGCACAUACACAGAUGUGUGACAGCACACAGACACAAAAGCAUACUGACAUAUUACAACUACAUGUCUGUUCGUCCACCCAUUGUAAAGCUCUAUAAAUAUCAUAAUAAUAAUAAUAAUAUAUAUAUAUAUAUAUAUAUAUAUAUAUUUACACACACAGAUGCACACCCUGACACAUACAAACACUCACACACAUACAAACACUCAUACACACACACUCAAACUCAUACACACUCACACACAUAUAUAUACUCACUCAUACUCACACACAUACUCAUACUCACACACACACACACACUCAUACACAAGUGAUUUUUUUUUUCUCCAGCUACCCUCCUGUUAGCUUACUUUAUGUGCCAGGAGGGUGGCUUGGAAUGCUGUGGGAGUGAGGGGUCUGGAGCUCUUCAUGCUCCUCUACCCUCACGCUGUGGCUGCCUCCUCCCACGCUGUCUCCAUGCAGGAUGCUGGGUCAAAGUGACAAGCUGUCACUUCCUCCCAGCCAGCUGACAGGGAGACCGCCCGGUCGUGGUCUUAAAGGACCGCGGCAGUUGACCUGGUCACUGUUGAGCAGUAAUGUUCUGCGGCACCCCUGUGUGCGCACAGUUUGGGAACCGCUGGUUUAGAGCAUGAAACCCCCAGCCAUCACGCAAUUCAACUUUUUCUACUUAGGACUGUAAUUGCCUAUUUGUUAAUGUUUGUGUGCACAGAGUCUACAAUCAUAUCAAAUCAUAUCUCUUAGACCAGCGGUUCCCAAAGUGUGGGUCGUGACCCACUGGUGGGUUGCAGGGCGAUUCCCAGUGGGUUGCGCUGACCCAGACACCCAGGGCCGCCGGGGACUUGGGCACGCAGAUUGACACCAGGAGGGGGCCCGGCGGCUUGCCCUGUAUGCCGCCGGGCUCCCUCCAAUCAGUCUGCCCAGCACCUCCAGUCUGCUGCUCCGCCGGGUGCAGAGCUGCAGACCGUGUGAUAGAAGUCUCGCGAGCACCCAGAGCGUUACUAUGGCAACACUCAGGGAGCUCACAAGACUUUUAUUACACUGUCUGCAGCUCUGCACCUGGUGGAGCUGCAGACCAGAGAGUUACCCCACCGGACCACCAGGAAGACACUGGACCACCAGGGAAUUUAUUACAGACCCUCUCCCCCCCAUGUAAUCCCUUCACUCCCUGCCCCCCUGUAACUCCUUCACUCCCUGCCCCCCGUAACCCCUUCACUCCCUGCCCCCCUGUAACUCCUUCACUCCCUACCUCCCCACUGUAACCCCUAUUCUCUCUGCUCCCCCUCAAUGUAACCCCUUUACUCCCUGCCCCCCUCCCCCCACUGUAACCCCUUCACUCCCUGUCCCCACCCUCCCCAUGUAACCCCCUUCACUCCUGCCCCUGUAACUCCUUCACUCCUGACCCCCGUCCUUCACUCUCUGCCCCCUGUAAACCCUUCACUCCCUGACCCCCAUUGUGACCAUACUCUCCUGCCCCACCUCAAUGUAACCCCUACUCUCCCUGCCCCCACUGUAACCCCUACUCUCCCCUACUCUCCCUGCCCCCACUGAAACACCUACUCACUGCCCCCUCAAUGUAACCCCUUUACUCCCUGCCCCCUCCCCUCGCUGUAACCCCUUCACUCCCUGCCCCCCACUGUAACCCCUUCACUCCAUGCCCUACCCCCAUGUAACUCCCUGCCCCCCUGUAACCCCUUCACUCCCUGCCCUCCACUGUAACCCCUUCACUCCAUGCCCUCCCCCCAUUUAACUCCCCUGCCCCCUCCUGCCCCCUGUAACCCCUUCACUCCUGCCCCCCCACUGUAACCCCUUCACUCCAUGCCCUCCCCCGCCCCUUCACUCUCAGCCCCUGUAACCCCUUCACUCUCCCUGCCCCCACUGUGACCCUACUCUCCUGCCCCACCUCAAUGUAAGCCCUUUAUUCCCUGCCCCUCCCCAUUGUAACCCCUUCACUCCUGCCCCUCUGCCCCCACUGUAGCCCCUUCACUCCCUGCCCCCCACUGUAACCACUCCCUGCCCCCCCCCUCAAUGUAACCCCUUUACUCCCUUCAUGGGAGCCAAGGAGUGGGAAAAAGGACCUAGUCUCUUUGUCUCCCUGGUACAGAAAGCCCACCACACAUGCAAGGGGUCUUCCACACCAAACGACAGGGGUCUUCAUCACAGGAUCCUCUGUGCCUGGGAGCCCGGGUGCGGGGAAAGGGACCUAGUCUUGUCUCCCAGGCACAAAAAGCCUGCCAAAGUAGCCAGUGCCCCAAAAGUGUCCCCACCAACCUUAGAAACCCCCACACAAGUAUAUUUCCCGAUCAGUCUCUGUUUGUGAGGCUCCUGUGCAAACACCAGGCAAGGGAAGCGUCUCCUUUCGGGAUACGAAUGCUCCCGCUGGUUGGCGUUCGUCUAUACGAAAUGGCGGCCACUCAGGAAAGCAAUCAUUAAUACUUCCAUUGCGGUUUCGCGCUUCUGUUACUGGUGUGACCGUUUUAAUUAAUUGGGGUGAACAUUCUAAUGGAGCACCGGGGUGCCUCCCAGGUGUUCUACACACACUGCCCCAAACACACACACUGCAACUCUCACACACACUGCCACCCUCACAUACACACUGCACUGCUCACACACACACACUGCAGCUCUCUCACACACACACUACCCCACACAUACACUGCCCCCUAACACACACCCUGACCUACACUGCUGCCAUCACACACUUGCCAUCACACACUGCACCUUUCACACACACUUCACCCCUAACACAUACCACUGCUCCUAUGCCCUAUAUCCCAGCAGACACCAGGUAAGUUGUCAAACUGUUCUUAAACGGUUUGACUACUUACUCUGGGAUGGGUUCCUGGCACUACUGGCGCCAUAACUACUACACUGAGCUGUAGUGGUUAUUGUGCCUGGAUUAUUUCUUUAAAUGAUCUACAAGUGCCCCUCCCGAGAUCAGGCUCUGGAUCCGCCACUGCAUGGAGGUUAGCUGACCCAGGUUAUUGCCCAGUAGAACAUCUGCCGGUACGUGGUUCUUGAGCCCGACCUCCACUAUCCGGUGUCUUGCAGACCCUGUGCGGAGUGUCCGUUUAACUGGACCGGCUGCCUGUGAUGAUCCUGCUUCUCUGCUGUGGCUUGGAUGGAAUCUGCCUUGUGCAAGAAGGUCCAUUGGGAGUUGGAGCAUAUGUGAGGGCAGCCUGGUAACAGUGGGCUGCUUGCGGUGCAGGAGAGGGUCACAGGGGAAUCCACUGGAACCAUUCCCUCGGCUGAGUGCAAUCCCUCCUCAUGUGGCCAUACCUGUGGCAUUGAUGGCACUGGAUGGUGGCCCGGUUGGGUGCCCUCUGGGUUGGUACCGGGGCCAGUGGACCUCUGAGUGGGGGGGGCUGCAGUCAGGGCCAACGGUGGUGUAGGGUGCCGGAGGGAUCUGUAGCCGAGAUCGGCGGGCAUCCACAUACUCAUCUGCCACUGGGCUGCUUCGUCAGGGUCCUGGGUUGCAUCUCUGUGGACAGGCCAUUAUAAAACUGCUUUAGCAGGAACAGUUGGAGAAUUUCUUCAGGGGACUUGGCAUGUUGGGAGUGCAUCCAGAUUUGGGCUACCCAUAUUAAAUGGCAAGCCCACUCCGCAUGGGAAUCCUUCUCACCUUUCUUGGACUCCCUAAAUUUCCUGCGGUACCCCUCCGGGGUCACGGCAUACCUAGUCAACAGAACUUGCUUCACAAUGGCAUAAUUCCACAGCUCGUCUUCAGGCACAGCUCGGUAGGCGUCCCCGGCUUUCCUCAUUAGCAUCCCUGCCAAAAAAGGGGCCCAAUCCGAUGGGGCAAUGCUGUGCAGUAGGCAGAGGCAUUCAAAGUCUUGCAAAAAGCCAACAAUGCCCUUCUCUGAUUCUGAAAAAGUCUUGAAGGCAUCGUAUGGCAACUUGGGCUUUUGUUAGGUAGUUGGGGGGACUAGCAAAAAUAAAGAGUAUAAAACAGUACAAGAAGCACUGCUUUUGCCAUGCACUUAGCAUCUGUAUAGUAAGUUAGUGGUUAGUGUUACCACAGCACCUCUGAGUGAUGUAAUGCAUGCGCCAUGCAUCUUGAGUGCAUGACAUGUACCUCAGACAUUUAAAAAAUGAUGCAUGGAAUACAGUUCGUGGAGGUAAUUAUUCUACAUUUUCCACAUUAAAACAAAUGAUUGUAGGUUGAGGUCAAAAUAUAAAAUGUAGGGUUGAAUAUUAAAACUAUGGACCACGUAUGACUUGUUGGGGUCACUUCUCUACUCACCUAUAUACAUGUGAUGUGAGAUAUGAGUAUCGUUGGCUUGUGAAAUAAUAAAAGCUGAGUUCCAUAUUUGCUUUGUCCUUUCUAUAAUCCACAGUAUUAAGGUUGAAGAUCUCAAGUUCAGUCAAAUUUCCCUGAACAUCAUACCUGGUACUGGGAUCAGGAUGUCUGUAACAAACAAGAUAUUUAUCACUGGGAAAAGGUGAGAAGUACUGUCUUGGAAAUAGACGUUUGUAUGUGGUUUUUAUCAAGAGGAAACAGUCAAAAUGACAGGGACAUGUGGUUCUGUGGUUUAACAGUUUUCUUGGUGGAAAGACAGAGAUGAAAUUGGAAGUAAACAUUGUAACCUAUACAAGUCUUGAAAAGGACAACUCUAGCUGUCCCAGAUUCGUUAGAAGUGAAUGCCAGAUUAAUAUCAUCGACGUUAAGGCCAACUUGCCAAAGGGGUAAGAAGCUUAUUAAAAUAUAAUGGUAUGAUUCACAUAAAAUCAAAAUUACUAAAUACACUUUUGUUUUCUUCUUUCUUUUCUUUCUUCUACUUUUUUACAGAAUUUUGCCAAAUGUAAUGAAUAAUUUCCUAGAUAAAAAUCUCAAACUUCUUCUACCAAAAACGGUGAGCAAUAUAAAACUAUAAGAAAUGUUCCACAGGAAAUUAAGAGAUCCCAUUUCUGCCUUAAGAAGGCAAUAAACACAAACAUGAUAAUCCAGAAGUCCUUUUCAGUGUGAAAUACUCACCUUUUAAAGCAGCUUUCCAACAGUGUUCUAUUUUUACUAAAGGGACACUAUAGGCAUUAAAACAACUUUAGCUUAAUGAAGCAGUUUUUGGUGUUUAGAUCAUGCCCCUGCAGUCUCAUUGCUCAAUUCCUUGAUAUUUAGGAGAUAAAUGCCUUUUGUUUCUGUUUAUGCUGCCAUAGCCACCCCCCCCCCCGGCUGUGACUCACUCAGCCUGCAUGAAAAAAAUGGUUUCACUUCCAAUCAGAUGUUAGCUUGCUUUAGAAGUUUUUAUUUUCUGAUUUGUAAAUCGAACUUUAAUCACACGCAUGAUACUCCUGCAGAGUCUAGAAGGCUAUUAACAGUGCAGGAGAUAAGACAUUCUAAAUUAAACAGAAUGUGCAAUAAAGGAAGUUUAAACAUUACACCUGUCUUUACAGGAAGUGUUUAGUAUGAGUGUGUGAGUAACAUGCAGGGAAGUGUGACUAUGGCUAUAUAAACAAACUGAUUUGACUAAUAAAUGGCAGAGAAUUGAGCAGUGAGACUGUAGGAGCAUGAUCUAUACACCAAAAUUGCUUAAUUAAGCUAAAGUUGUUCUGGUAAAAGAAAAAGGAGGGGUGUGUCGGGUGCUCACUCCAAAAUAAACGGUUAGAUAGGCAGCAGUAACCAAUACAAGGAUUCCCAGCCUUGUCGAAAAAACAGUAUAGAAAAGGAAAAGAGGAAACCGCGCCUUACAUAAGUUGUAUAUACAUACACUUGAUGUCUCAUAUAUAUCCUCAAAAAGAGAACACAAAGAGAAAAUAUACAAUAGUGUGGUAUGUUUAACAAUAUUAGAAAAAAGUAAUGAAUAGAGCGGAGGUAUUUUAAACUCACAUUUGGUAGAGCUAUUAUGGGAGCUCUACCGUGAUUUGCAUGGACGGUACAAUCCCCGUCUUGGGAUUAGAGGUCCAACGUCUUUGGCACUCCGAUGGCGUGGUGGUACAAAUAAAAAUGGAAAAGAAGAAACUCCAAUGGUAUAUUAGUUCCAGCUCCAAGUAUGAAUAAAUAAAUGAAAGUAAUAUACUCACAUUUGCUAGAGCAGACAACUUGCUCUAGUAUAUAGGGCUUGCAGUGGUAUAAUCCCCACUGAAGGAUAUGCAGGUCAGGAAGUAGAUGAUGCAAAUAAAAUAUAGUAAAAUAGAAUAUAACUUUAAAAGGUAUAUUUAAUAGUAAUACAAAUAAAAUAUAAUGCUAUAUAAAAUAACACUUAACGCGUUUCGCCAAUGGCUUCAUCAGAAGUGUAGAUAGCUUACAUCAAAAACUUCCUUUAAAUACAUAACUUACAUGAAUAACAUAAUUGUUGAUGUCUUCCUUGUGUGCCUCGGCCAAAAAACGCGCGUAGGCAAAAACCGGAAGUAGCGCGGCGUCCACGUGGGUGUCGGCAGCCAGCGUGGAACGCACGCGUCAAAACCGGAAGCGGCGCGGCGUUAGCGUGUGUGUGUCUCCAUCCACCGUGAAACGCACGCGUCGCGCCGGAAGUGACGCGGCGCCCACGUGGGUGGAAUGCAAAACAUGCGUUCCACCGUGGAACGCAUAACAGCCGCGGCCGCAAUAUAUUCCAAUAAGGGGAUCAAAUACAUAGAAUUGUUCACAGACAAAACACAUGUAUAAAAUAACAAAAUAACUUUUCUUACUUAGUGUAAAAUAGAAAGGUAAAAAAUUCUUAGAGUUCUUUCACCAAGCAAUGCGAACAUCCAACAUUGCACAAAGAAUGUUCCAUCCAUUAAAGGCAUAUAUGGAAGCAGCAGAACAUCUUUUCUUCUUUGGUGUAAAAAUAAAGAUAUAUAGGGUUCAUAGCAUCCUUUUUAUGGAGGCAGUCUUAAACGUCCAACAGUACAUAAAGUAUCCAUCAUUAAUUGCUUGUUGGUCCAGUCAUUUAUAAGGAGAGUAAGUGUAUAGACAAAAAUAAAUGGCCCCAUUAUGAGCAUAUCUUAACAAAGUGUACAUAUAUAAGUAGCACAGAAAUGGUAAAAUUGUAGAAAUAGAUACAUAUAUAUAAAAGAAUAAGAGUGCAUGUAAGAUCAAAUAUGAAACAUAAAAAUAUAUAUAUAUGUAAAAUAAAAAUAUAAUAAUAAAUAUAAAUGCAAUAAAAUAGUAGAGGAGUAGGGUGAAUAGAAAAAAAAAUAGGAUAAUACAAAAUAAGAUGAGGAAGAAAAAAAAACCCCAGAGAUUAUAAAAAAAUAUUUUUUAUAAAAAAUUGAAUAAGUCGAAUUCUAUAUUUAAACCAUCUGGGUGUAGGGUAUUCAUAUUAUAAACCCAUUCCAUCUCUGUACGUCCUAUUUUUUUAGUAUGAUCACCUCCUCUCCAGUGUGAUUUAACAGUGGCAAUACCAGUGAAGGUGAGAUUUUAGGAUCAUUAUCAUGAAUACAGAAAUGGGAUGAAACAGAAUGAUUUUUAAAACCCUUUUCAAUGUUUCUACAAUGCUCAGCAAUACGAAUUUUUAAAGGUCUAAUAGUCCGUCCUAUAUAUUGUAGGCCACAAGGGCAUUCCAAUAAAUAUAUAACGUUUUUACUGUUGCAUGUGAUUAUGUCUUUUAUAUUAUAGGACUUGCCAUUAUUAUUUGAUUUAAAAUUAGAUCUUAGUUUAGAUGCGGGUUUAGUUUUUUUACAUGCAAUACACAUGUUGCACUUAUAAAAACCUUUUAUUUCAUUUAAAAAACUAGCCCCUGUGUUUUUUGCAGGUGUAACGGGGUUUUGGGGGUGCCCCCUAGUGUCUUUGGGGUCCCCAAACCUAGUUAACUCACUAUGCCUGACAGGCGGAUCCUGAGCCUCCGCUAUCUGGGAGCUGGGGUACAUGUCUGCGGCAGUGCCUCCACCCAGUGGAGCAUCCGGGGUAGGGAUGUGGGGUCCCACUGGGAACAUACUUGGUGCAAUGAGACUGACACAGUCUAACUGGGACUAACUUUAUAUGGUAAGUAGCAAUUGAACCAACAUACAUAGGAAAAUACAAUAGAGUAACACAGAUAACAAUGCAAAUGGGGAUUUUCCUCACUCACCCACCAGCACACCUGCGCCCCACCCCCUUAUCUUCGCCCUAGCGGCCGUUGGUGCACAUAGGAGAGUUGGGGCCCUUAUAAGUCCUGCUUCACAGGGUCACUGAAGCAGCCUCAGAUGUGUAAUGUCCGUCACGGGACCUCAGAGUCUUUACUGUGAGUGAGGAGACAGGUGCCCUGUGGCGAUACAGGGAGAGGCUUGGCUUACCCUCACAACACGAUUAACCAGUCAGUCAGCAGCAGUCUCCUCUCACUGGAUUCGCCAGACGUCUGGACUCAGUGCUUGUCUUCUUUCCUUUCCUGCAGGUCCCUCUCUCAGCUGGUGUGGUCUUGGGUGAAACAAGUUCUCUCAGCCAGGUCCUAUCUCUGUGCUACAGUCUCUCACAUGUCCUCUCUCUGGCUCAGCAUGUGGUCACUCUUAGAAUCCUCCUCCCUCAGAGCUGUGCAGAAAGUCCUGACAGGCCCUGCGAUGAUGCCACACUCCUCUCUUGAUUUCAGCCAGUCAUGUGAUCAAAGCUCAAUGUUUUAUUAACAGCAUACUGAGUCCAUGUGCCAUCUACUGGGCAUUUCAGAUAAUGCAGCCUGUGUGCCUGUGUAACUUCACGGGCUACAUGCUCCCCCUUGAAAAUACUUGCCUUCCACUGGCAAGUCCUAGCCAGGGAGCUUAACAAAAAUUCAACAGAAAAAGGUUUAGCAUACCUACAGUACAGUUCGCACAGUAACAUCCUAGCUAGCUAGUUAUUUAGGGUAAACAGUCACUAACAUUUACCACUUCAGCUAGUGCAUGUAGGAAAGUGGCCAUUUUAAAUGCUGCUUGUGUCAGCGGGGCAUAACUGGGCUCUCCUAUAUUAUCAUAAACUAGGGCCCUAGGGGGUUGCCGCACUCUGGUGCUGUGUCUCAGUUCUCGCUGGGGGAGAGGAUCUUGGGACAUCAACUGUGGAACUUCGACUCCUGCCCUCGAAGUAGAGUUUUUAAGGGAAGUUCCAGGCACAAAACAGGGACUUUCUGGAUUCAACCUUGGAGAACUUUGUGACCCAGGAGAGGUUCCGGGACUUUGUGAAACCACAGGAGUUAAAGGAGGCAAUUGUUGUGUUUCUUCAGCGGCUGAUGACCACCACUGAUCCUCUGCACUGGGAGUUCCCGGGGUCUCCUCUGCCCCAUUUCCAGGACUCUCUGCUGGGGUUUCCUCCAGUUCUUCACUACUCUCUUCAUCAGUAUACACAACUGGAAGCAGAUGGUUUUUAUGCCAAGCCUUUAUUCGGCCCUCCGGGCCCCGAAUGUUGUACACUGGCAGUCCUUCCAGUUUGGACACAACCUCAAACAGGGUAUCUUUCCAUCUGUCAGCCAGUUUGUGUUUUCCAGGCACACCUAGAUUCCGGAGAAGAACUUUAUCCCCUGCUUGAAUCUCCCGAUAUCUCACCUUAGCAUCAUAUCUUCUUUUGUUCCGUUCUUCCAUUUUUGCUGCAGCUUGGGUGGCCAACUCGUAGGCCCGACGAAGGUUUUGUUUGAGGUUCCUCACAUAUUGAAAGUGUGAAGUUGAAUCUGUUCCAUCAGGAGACACUCCCAACCGGACAUCUAUCGGCAAUCGAGCUUCUCUUCCGAACAUUAAGAAAUAGGGUGAGAACCCUGUAGAUUCAUGCCUUGUACAGUUGUAUGCGUGGACCAUGGUUUCCACAUGUUUACUCCAAGACCGCUUCUCGAUUUGCUUGAGAGUCCCUAGCAUAUCUAGGAGGGUCCUAUUGAAACGUUCUGGCUGUGCAUCACCCUCCGGAUGAUAAGGUGUGGUUCUGGACUUCUGCACCUGCAACAUGCCUAACAGCUCCUUUAUCAACUUACUCUCAAAGUCUCUACCUUGAUCAGAGUGUAGCCGAUUGGGUAGUCCAUAGUGAAUAAAAUACUUCUGCCAAAGGACUUUGGCUACAGUCACAGCCUUUUGGUCUUUAGUGGGGAAAGCUUGAGCAUAUCUGGUGAAGUGGUCCGUUACCACCAGCACAUUUCCAAUUCCCGCUGUAUCGUCCUCAAUGCAGAGAUAGUCCAUGCACACAAGAUCCAUGGGUCCCGUACUUUUCAGAUGACCCAUAGGGGCAGCUCUCACAGGCAGGGUCUUCCUCUGGAUACACCUCCUGCAUGUCUUUACAUGUUGCUCGACAUGUUCCCUCAUGCGAGGCCAAUAGAACCGAUCUUGUACUAGGCCAUAGGUCUUGUCCACCCCGAGAUGCCCAUGUUGAUCGUGGAGAGCUCUCAGGACCAUGCCACGGUAUCGGUGCGGUAGUACCAAUUGUUUUCUGUCAGGGUGAUCAUGAUACUUCACGACCCUAUAGAGUACUCCAUCUUCGAGAUGUAGUCGGCUCCAUUCUCUUCGGUAUAAUUCUCUUUGAUUCACAGGUAGAGAAGUCAGCAAUUUAGGAUUCUUAGUCUUUAUUGCUCUGAUAACUAUCCCAAUAUACCAGUCCUGCGCUUGAGCCUUCCUCUUGUCUUCUGUGGUUAUACUGGACCACUGUUGAAGCAUGACUGGAGCAUGGAACACCUCAGGCACAGCUUCGGGAGAGUGGCUAAUGGAGUCUAUCCCUCUUAGCUCGGCAAAUUCUUCUUGACUCUCGGCCACCACAUACAUCUGACAAAAGGCUCCUACCCCCGGCCCAGGGAUCUCUUCCCACUCCUCUUCUUCUUGGUGAGGGGGGAGUCUAGGUCUGCGGGACAGGGCAUCUGCGCUGACAUUCUUGGGCCCAGGCUUGUACUUCAGGCUGAAACUGUAGUUUGACAAGGCAGCCAACCACCUAUGUCCUGUAGCAUCCAGCUUAGCUGUAGUCUGGAUGUAGGUAAGUGGAUUGUUGUCAGUCCUUACUUCGAAUGUUGCCCCAUACAAAUAGUCAUGCAGCUUAUCCACGAUGGCCCACUUGAGUGCCAGAAAUUCCAAUUUAUGGACUGGAUAGUUCUUCUCUGCACCUGUAAGACUCCUACUUAUGUAAGCCACCGGCCUCAAUCCUGCUGGAUAACUUUGGUGCAGUACACCCCCUAGGCCUUCCAUACUGGCAUCCACAUGGAGGAUAUAUGGUUUCUCAGGGUCUGCAUAGGCUAAGACAGGAGCUUCUGUAAGUCUCUUCUUCAGCGUCAGAAAGGCAUCUUCACAUCCUGAAGUCCAUUUCUCUCCAAAGGGGUCUUUAGGAUAUGGUGCCUUAACACCCUUUACGUCAGAGAUAAUCUUCAGCAGGUCAUGUAACUCUCGAGCAAUCUUUGAGUAGUCUUUCACGAACCUUCGGUAGUAACCACAGAAUCCGAGAAAGGACCGCAACUCACCGAUGUUAUUUGGUCUUGGCCAAUUCAGCACUGCUUCAAUUUUAGCAGGAUCUGUGGCUACUCCUUCAGCGGAGACUAUGUGCCCCACAUAAGUGACAGAGUUCUGGGCAAAUCGGCAUUUGUCCACUGAUAGCUUCAGGCCUUCAGCUUGAAGUCGAUCCAACACCUUUAGCAAUCUUUGUUCAUGCUCCUCUGGUGUCUUCCCGAAAACAAUUAGGUCAUCUAGAUACACUAGACACUCUUUGGGAUUCAUAUCCCCCACAGUUUUCUCCAUCAGCCUCUGAAAAGUAGCAGGAGCUCCUGUGACUCCCUGUGGCAUUCUGGUAAACUGGAAGAACCCCAAAGGGCAGAUGAAAGCUGUCUUUUCCUGAUCUUCCUUCUUCAUGGGUACCUGAUAAUAUCCAGACCUCAAGUCAAGCACACUGAACCACUGGCUGCCAGAUAGGGCGUUCAGAAGAUCUUCUAUCCGGGGCAAGGUGUACUGGUCUGGCACAGUCCUCUUGUUCAGAGUACGGUAGUCCACACAUAGCCGAACUGAACCAUUCUUUUUCCUCACUACCACAAUAGGUGAGGCAUAGGGGCUCCGGGACUCUGUGAUGAUGCCUGCUCCUUCCAUCUGCUGGAGUAUGUCCCGGACAUCUUCCACAUCUCGAGGGGGUAUUCUUCUUGACCUUUCUCUGAAAGGAGUAGGAUCAGCAAGUCUUAUAGCAUGGGUGGCACUCUUAGAACACCCCACGCCCAUCUCUGCUCUGGAGAACACUCCCUCUCGGGUGGCCAGUUUUGAACGAAGGCUGUCUUUCCACUGCUGUGGUAGGGGAGAAUCUUCUAGAUCAAAAUCUAAAUGUGCUUUCACAUGAUCCGUCUGUUCUGCACUCACAGACAUGAUGGACGAAACUUGAUCUAAAAGGUGUAUUACACCAAUCUUCUGAUGACGAUCAAUCCGGAUUUCCGUGGGGGUUAAAUUCUGUACCAUCACAGGAAAACUCCGACACCACCUUUUUCGCCAAUCUUUUAUCUCAGGUAUGAGAGUCCACCCCUUCUUCUGAUCCUCUUCAGGCAGAGACUCAAUAAGGUAUUGUCCAGUUCCCCCCAACAUUUCAUGGUGCAUUGAGGCUAUGGCUCGUAAGGUUUUGGUCUCACCAGGCUUCACAAAUGCAGGUUCUGUUCCUGAAUAGUGGCACAACCCUGGUUUUGUUGCAAGGGCUAGUCGUCGACACUCUUUUCCUAGGACAGGGCUGACCUCCAUCAGUCGGUCUAAGGAGACAUCUCCCACUUCUGUCAGAUAGGCCCUGAAUACAUCCUGUACCAUCUUUGCAUUAGUACCCAAUAUUAUUGGGGCACACACUUUCUUGGCUGCAGGGCAUAUCAAAGCUUCCAGCUCCAUAGGACAUAUCAUCCCGGUAUUUAACUGGGGAAUAGUUAUGGUCACUUUUAUGCAUCCCUCCACAGGUUGAGCUUGAGACCCAACGCCCCAUAGCUGAAACUCUCCUGCAGGUUCCAUAGGAAUGUGUUUCAAAUGACGUUCAUAGAAGUCUCUGUAGAUAAUGGUGACUUGAGAACCUGUAUCUAGCAAUGCUGAAGCAUGAAUUCCUUCCACUUGCACGUGUAUCAAAGAUUUAGGCCCAAUCUUGGCCCCUACAGAUAGACUAUAUGUAGGCCGGGUCUUCCUUCGCUUGUAAGACCUGGUCAUUUGAGUCUCCCCGAGCUCGGUUGCCAGCACCCCCACAUCCACCUCCAUGGAAUCCGCAGGGCACUCCCGCUGAAAAUGCCCUGACUUUCCACAUUUAAAGCAGUUCCCUCGGCGGGGUGAAUCCUCAGGAAACAGCUUUUUCUGAGUCUUCCUGUGUUGCCCCCCACUUCCAGGGGGAAGAUCUGCUCUCUCUGGUGGUGAUUUGCAUAAAAGCUCCAAUUCAGCCACCUUCUUCCUAAGAGCUGACAGUUCUGUAUUCUCUUUCUCCUUCUGUAGGGGUGGACACAUCUGGUCUUCCAAUCUCCUGGCUGUAUUUAUUAAUGUGGAAUAAGGCAGAACUUUAUCAUCCAACUUGGCUCUCAGCAGAAUCAUAACUGGAUUACUGGUCAAACCACCUCUCUGAAUUUGCUUAGAUAGCCGAGCAUCCAACUCAGAGGCAGUGACUGCUCCUUUAUGGAAUAACUUUCCAAGCGAUAGCUGUAACCGGUUGAUAUAGUCAGUGGCUUUUUCGUGCUCCUUCUGCUUAGUGGCUAGGAACUUAACCAACAGAUCAUCCAAAUCUUCUGAUUUCCCAUAAGCAUCCUGUAAAACUUGUAGAUAGUCGUGCGCAGUAGCUUGCCCAUUUACUCCCUUGUACAGUCUUAUCAUGUCUGUAGCGGGAAAACGAAGACUCUCCACCAACCGCUGUUUCUUUAUGGUAUCCGUACAAGACCAUUCCUCCAACAACUGCAUAGCAUUAUCCUUCCAGACCACAAAAGGCUCCUCUCCUGCAGGAACAGGCUGAUUCCCAGAAAACACCUUUAGUUUGCGGUAACUAUGGGUGUGGUUUGCCGUCACUAUGGCUUCUGAGAGUUUCUGUAGUAUGUCCGAUACAUCACUACCUCCUGUAGGCAGGGUGUGUACUUCAGGGUUGUCUGGUUUCAGUAAUGCUGUAGAUGGAUGAGAUUCUGCUUUAGGAGUAAUCAUCCCCUGUCCUCUAGGAGGAUGGGCAGCUUGUUUAGGGAUGGCUCCAGCCUUUCCGGAGAUGGGGGUCAGGAGCUUAGAAUAAUUUUCUGUGACAUAAUCUUUCCGUUCUAAUUUAAAGGGUUGUUGCAGUGAGACCCUUUCUUUCUUAUCAAGGAGAGCGUACACUAAGGAGCAUCCUCCAUCCGGGGCUCCAUGUAAGUGAAUGUUGGUAGGCAUCUCAUGGUCUCCCAAGCCCGUAUGACAAUAUAUUAACAUGUAAGUUUGGCCUUCAGAAUCCUGCAGGAUAUCUCUGAUGGUCGCCAUUUCUAUUCCCAGUCGAAUUUCUAUACACAAGAUGGCGUGAUUCAUCUCACAGCAGGAUGGGACUUUGCAUAACAUCACAGCUUGCUGUAAUGGUACAUUUAUUUGCUGGGCCCACUGUUUCACAAAGGAGGGAGUGGCCUGAGGACUUAACCUAUUCUCACUGGUUGUACCCCAAUACAUCUCAGCAGUGCCUCCAUCUGUAACGGGGUUUUGGGGGUGCCCCCUAGUGUCUUUGGGGUCCCCAAACCUAGUUAACUCACUAUGCCUGACAGGCGGAUCCUGAGCCUCCGCUAUCUGGGAGCUGGGGUACAUGUCUGCGGCAGUGCCUCCACCCAGUGGAGCAUCCGGGGUAGGGAUGUGGGGUCCCACUGGGAACAUACUUGGUGCAAUGAGACUGACACAGUCUAACUGGGACUAACUUUAUAUGGUAAGUAGCAAUUGAACCAACAUACAUAGGAAAAUACAAUAGAGUAACACAGAUAACAAUGCAAAUGGGGAUUUUCCUCACUCACCCACCAGCACACCUGCGCCCCACCCCCUUAUCUUCGCCCUAGCGGCCGUUGGUGCACAUAGGAGAGUUGGGGCCCUUAUAAGUCCUGCUUCACAGGGUCACUGAAGCAGCCUCAGAUGUGUAAUGUCCGUCACGGGACCUCAGAGUCUUUACUGUGAGUGAGGAGACAGGUGCCCUGUGGCGAUACAGGGAGAGGCUUGGCUUACCCUCACAACACGAUUAACCAGUCAGUCAGCAGCAGUCUCCUCUCACUGGAUUCGCCAGACGUCUGGACUCAGUGCUUGUCUUCUUUCCUUUCCUGCAGGUCCCUCUCUCAGCUGGUGUGGUCUUGGGUGAAACAAGUUCUCUCAGCCAGGUCCUAUCUCUGUGCUACAGUCUCUCACAUGUCCUCUCUCUGGCUCAGCAUGUGGUCACUCUUAGAAUCCUCCUCCCUCAGAGCUGUGCAGGAAGUCCUGACAGGCCCUGCGAUGAUGCCACACUCCUCUCUUGAUUUCAGCCAGUCAUGUGAUCAAAGCUCAAUGUUUUAUUAACAGCAUACUGAGUCCAUGUGCCAUCUACUGGGCAUUUCAGAUAAUGCAGCCUGUGUAACUUCACGGGCUACACAGGUUUUGUGUAAUUUUUUGUAAGAUGCAUCCUUAGGUUGGGCGCUCCCCUAAAAACUAUUUUUGGUCUUUCUGGUAUUAAGUGUCUUCUUUCAAUAAGAAUAGUAUCUUCUUUCAAUAAGUUCCAAUGUCUAUUGAUAAUCUUUUUUAAUUCUUUAUUUUUAUUAUUGUAAUCCAAUAUAACAGGUAGUGAUAUAUUUUGUUUUUGAAUUCUCUUCUUAGUUAAUAGGUCUUUUUGGUUAAUAGACAAGGCUUGAUUGAAAGUAGAUUGGAUGGUGGUUUUAUUGUACCCUUUUUUUAAAAAACUUUCUUUUAUUGUUUCUGCUUGCUGUUUAAAAACUGGGGUUUCUGUACAGUUUCUUCUUAAUCUAAGCAUUUGACUUUUUGGAAUGCUGUCAAGCCAUACUUUAAUAUGGCAGCUUUUAGUAUCGAUAUAAUUAUUGACAUGGACUUGUUUAAAGUGAGUUUUGGUGUGGAUUAUAUUGUUUUUAAUAUAAAUGUUUAGGUCUAAAUAUGUGAUAUGUGAAUCACUAAUUUCUGAGGUUAAAAUUAUGCCUUCUUGGUUGGUAUUUAGGAAGGAGAUGAAUUCUUUAGCUUCAGUAGAAGUUCCUUUCCAUAUGAAGAGGAGAUCGUCAAUGUAUCUUGAAUAGGACACCAGGUUUUUUGCGCAGCCAUGCUCACUCCAGAUAUAUCUGUCUUCCCAUUCCGCCAUAUAGAGGUUAGCAUAAUACCAGAAAGACCAAAAAUAGUUUUUAGGGGAGCGCCCAACCUAAGGAUGCAUCUUACAAAAAAUUACACAAAACCUGCAAAAAACACAGGGGCUAGUUUUUUUAAAUGAAAUAAAAGGUUUUUAUAAGUGCAACAUGUGUAUUGCAUGUAAAAAAAACUAAACCCGCAUCUAAACUAAGAUCUAAUUUUAAAUCAAAUAAUAAUGGCAAGUCCUAUAAUAUAAAAGAAAUAAUCACAUGCAACAGUAAAAAUGUUAUAUAUUUAUUGGAAUGCCCUUGUGGCCUACAAUAUAUAGGACGGACUAUUAGACCUUUAAAAAUUCGUAUUGCUGAGCAUUGUAGAAACAUAGAAAAGGGUUUUAAAAAUCAUUCUGUUUCAUCCCAUUUCUGUAUUCAUGAUAAUGAUCCUAAAAAUCUCACCUUCACUGGUAUUGCCACUGUUAAAUCACACUGGAGAGGAGGUGAUCAUACUAAAAAAAUAGGACGUACAGAGAUGGAAUGGGUUUAUAAUAUGAAUACCCUACACCCAGAUGGUUUAAAUCUAGAAUUCGACUUAUUCAAUUUUUUAUAAAAAAUAUUUUUUAUAAUCUCUGGGUUUUUUUUGUUUUUGUUUUUUUUGGUUUUUUUUCUUCCUCAUCUUAUUUUGUAUUAUCCUAUUUUUUUUCUAUUCACCCUACUUCCCUACUAUUUUAUUGCAUUUAUAUUUAUUAUUAUAUUUUUAUGUUUCAUAUUUGAUCUUACAUGCACUCUUAUUCUUUUAUAUAUAUGUAUCUAUUUCUACAAUUUUACCAUUUCUGUGCUACUUAUAUAUGUACACUUUGUUAAGAUAUGCUCAUAAUGGGACCAUUUAUUUUUGUCUAUACACUUACUCUCCUUAUAAAUGACUGGACCAACAAGCAAUUAAUGAUGGAUACUUUAUGUACUGUUGGACGUUUAAGACUGCCUCCAUAAAAAGGACGCUAUGAACCCUAUAUAUCUUUAUUUUUACACCAAAGAAGAAAAGAUGUUCUGCUGCUUCCAUAUAUGCCUUUAAUGGAUGGAACAUUCUUUGUGCAAUGUUGGAUGUUCGCAUUGCUUGGUGAAAGAACUCUAAGAAUUUUUUACCUUUCUAUUUUACACUAAGGAAGAAAAGUUAUUUUGUUAUUUUAUACAUGUGUUUUGUCUGUGAACAAUUCUAUGUAUUUGAUCCCCUUAUUGGAAUAUAUUGCGGCCGUGGCUGUUAUGCGUUCCACGGUGGAACGCAUGUUUUGCAUUCCACCCACGUGGGCGCCACGUCACUUCCGGCGCGACGCGUGCGUUUCGCGGUGGAUGGAGACACACGCGCUAACGUCGCGCCGCUUCCGGUUUUGACGCGUGCGUUCCACGCUGGCUGCCGACACCCACGUGGACGCCGCACUACUUCCGGUUUUUGCCUACGCGCGUUUUUGGGCCGAGGCACACCAGGAAGACAUCAACAAUUAUGUUAUUCAUGUAAGUUAUGUAUUUAAAGGAAGUUUUUGAUGUAUGCUAUCUACACUUCUGAUGAAGCCAUUGGCGAAACGCGUUAAGUGUUAUUUUAUAUAGCAUUAUAUUUUAUUUGUAUUACUAUUAAAUAUACCUUUUAAAGUUAUAUUCUAUUUUACUAUAUUUUAUUUGCAUCAUCUACUUCCUGACCUGCAUAUCCUUCAGUGGGGAUUAUACCACUGCAAGCCCUAUAUACUAGAGCAAGUUGUCUGCUCUAGCAAAUGUGAGUAUAUUACUUUCAUUUAUUUAUUCAUACUUGGAGCUGGAACUACUAUACCAUUGGAGUUUCUUCUUUUCCAUUUUUAUUUGUACCACCACACCAUCGGAGUGCCAAAGACGUUGGACCUCUAAUCCCAAGACGGGGAUUGUACCGUCCAUGCAAAUCACGGUAGAGCUCCCAUAAUAGCUCUACCAAAUGUGAGUUUAAAAUACCUCCGCUCUAUUCAUUACUUUUUUCUAAUAUUGUUAAACAUACCACACUAUUGUAUAUUUUCUCUUUGUGUUCUCUUUUUGAGGAUAUAUUCACAACCACCAAGAGACAUCAAGUGUAUCUAUAUACAACUUAUGUAAGGCGCGGUUUCCUCUUUUCCUUUUCUAUAAAGUUGUUCUGGUGCCUAUAGUUACCCUUGAGGUUUGCAGGGUUAUUUACUAAAGUGGGAAUUCAACAUGAAUUUUAAAUUUAAAUUUAGGCCAGAAAAGCAGAACUAAGAGCAUAGCAGACUUAGAGCCAGUUUGACUAUUUCUACCCUAAAUUUGUAAAUCACUUCUGAAUUCUCAAUUUAGUAAUGAACCCUGUUUUUCUAAACUUUAACAAAGUUGUAAUUAAAAGGCACAUUUUAUAUUGAAAAGAAGUGCUGAAUCAUUCCUAAAUUUGCAUGGGCCAAAAAUUUGGUUAGUUUUGACACUUCCGAAAUUCAGGGCUCUGGCAAUUCGGCACUUCGGUUCGAUUCGGCACUUCCGAAAUUCAGGCUCUUUGGGAAUUCGUCAAUUUCGGAUUUCAGGACAUCAUGAUUUGGGCACUUUGGGAACUCGAGACUUUGGCAAUUCCAUAACUCUUCCCUUAACCAUGACCCUAACCCUACCUCUAACCCUACUCCUACCCCUAACCCAUAACCCUAACAAUACCCCUAAUCCUACCCCUACUAGGGUUAGGGGUAGGGUUAGAGGUAGUGUUAAGGUUAGAGGAAGGUUGGAGUAAGGGUUAGGUUUAGGGUUAGUGUGAGGGGUAGGGUUAUGGGUAGGGUCAGAGGAAGGUUGGAGUAAGGGUUAGGUUUAGGGUUAGUGUUAGGGGCAGGGUUAGAGGUGGUGUUAAGGUUAGAGGAAGGUUGGAGUAAGGGUUAGGUUUAGGGUUAGGGUUUGGGGUAGGGUUAGGCUUAGUGGUACAGUUCGGGGUAGGGUUAGGGUUAGAGGAAAGUUGGGGUAGGGUUAGGUAUAGGGUAAGGGGUAGGGUUAAGGCUAGGGUUAGGAGUAGGGUUAGGGUUAGAUUCCUGUCACCAUUCCCUUAAAUUUUACCUCCCUCUCUUUGCCACUCUUCAGAAAUCCGAAGCACUUCGGUAAUUCAGAACUUCAGCAGUUCAGUUCGCCAAUUUCGGAAAUCCGAAUUUAAAUUUAAAUCCGUACUGAAACGAAUUGCAAAUGUCUACUAAUUAGUUUAAAAAAGCUGGUGGACAUAAGUAGAUUGAAAGGCAUUAGACAUGAGCCCAAGUAUGAGUUUGUAGUUAUGAUCAACUGUAGAUUAGAUCAUCUCUUGAUAGUUAUUCCUUCAGUUAUUUGCAUAUUGUUUUGAUGCUUCAAAAGAUCACUGCUAAUGAUGUCCGGAAAUUAAUUUUCCAAAUGUCGCCUUACGUGGACCUUUGGUUGGAAGACAAUCUUGGGGAAUGUGGUCCAGCAGAUUGUGGGACAUUCAAGAUUGGUCCCCAAUGUACUAAACACUUUGAACUGUUUCCCAUUACAGUUAUGCCCAGCUGUGGACCUCGUACUGUCAAUAGUAAAUGAAAAGAUGUGUACGAAAAACAGUAAGUUUAUAAACACAGUGACAAACAUUUUAUUCCAUGCAAGAGAUCAUAAUGUAUCUUAACAGGCAACCCCCAACUAACAAAGAAUAAAAAAAUAUUUCUUUAAUCUAAGAAAGGAAGGAGUUACUGCUUUCGGGAAAGAGGUUAUUACAUUGAUAUUUUAGUCAUAGCAAGUAUACAGGGGCGUAUUAGCCGCGAGGCAAACAAGGCAUUUGCCUUGGGCGGCAUUUUUCAGGGGGCGGCAAAAAACGCCGCCCCCCAAAUGCCCAGGGCAAAUGCCUAGUUAGCCUCGCGGCUAACUGACAUCCCGAGCGGGCGGGCGGGCGGCGCUGGCAGGCGGGCGGCUGGCGAGGGAGCACUUCCUAUGAGCUGACUGCUCAGCUCCCUCGCGCGCCGCAGAGUGAGGCUGGGAGCCGGAAGAUGACGUCAUAUUCCGGCUCCCAGCCUCACUCUGCAGCCGGCGUGCAAGGGAGCUGAGCAGACAGCUCAUAGGAAGUGCUCCCUCGACAGCGCCGCCCGCUCGCCCUGCAGCCACUGGACCACCAGGGAGAGAGACCCCCCCCCAGCACUCCCAAAGGUAAGGAGGCUGGGGGGGGAUUUAAAUUUAAAAAAAAGUUAAUGUGUUUGUGUGUGACUGUGUGUGUGUUUGUGUCUGUGUAUGUGUCUGACUGUGUAUGUGUGUGUGUGUGUGUUUGUGUCUGACUGUGUAUGUGUGUGUGUGUGUUUGUGUCUGACUGUAUGUGUGUGUGUUUGUGUCUGACUGUAUGUGUGUGUGUUUGUGUCUGUGUGUGUGUUUGUGUGUCUCUGACUGUGUAUGUGUGUGUGUGUGUGUCUCUGACUGUGUAUGUGUGUGUGUGUGUGUGUGUUUGUGUAUGUGUCUGACUGUGUGUGUGUGUAUUUAGAAGGUGGGGCGGGGGGAAGGGUUGGGUGGGGGUGGCGCGGGGGCAGGGGGGCGCCUGAGUUUUGUCCUGCCUAGGGCAGCACAAAACCAGGAUACACCACUGCAAGUAUAACAGGCCUCCUUUUGUUUCAAAUAAGACAACACAUUUUUCAAAAGUGUUACAAAUUUUGAGAUGUUUUCUUCAACUUCAAUAUAAGUUUCAAACACACAUUUUGAAAUCAUAGUAGAUUUAGCCUAGAAGGCAAGUAUAGUAUAAUUACCUCGCUGUGAGGUUUGGCCUUAGCAUGCUCAAAAAUGUCAUAUGUGCAUCAUGUCUGUAAACAUGUACACAAGUCAGGCUUUGUGUAGGGACUCCAUCUUAGAAAGCAUUCUAAAUCCAGUAAACUCCACUAAGGGAGGACAUCAAAAGAACAUCACUUGCCACUCACAGGCAAAUUUAACGUGUAGACAUGGUGUCUAACAUCAGAGGAAACAGGGCAUGGAUGUCAAACUUGCAUGCGGGCCACAAUCUUUGCAGCCCAGCAAAGGUAUUCAUUGCAAAGGGGACCUGGAGGUGCACAUAGGUGAGUGGAGGCGUAUGAAGGUGGGACGGAGGCGCAUGGAGGCGGGCUGAAGUGCGCAAUGUUGCCUUUCGCCUCCAUCAAUGCUCCUUCACGAGGUUUCAGCUCUGGCACAGGGUGCAGACGGCACCAUUGGGGGUAUAGAUGCAGGAAUCUGGAUUCAUAUAUAUAAUGAAAUUGGAGUCAGUGUCCAGAGGCUAAUAUUGUUUUUUGUUUGUUUGUUUUUUUAAACAGUGGCUUAGAUUUAGUAGAGGGGGGGUUUAGAAGAGGGGGGUGGGUGUUUAGUAGAGGGAGUGGGAUUUGGUAAAUUCGGGGCCGGGGUUUAGUAGAGGAGGGCUGGAGUUUGGUAGGGGGGUGCUGGGGUUUUGUAGAGGUGGAGGCUGGGGUUUUGUAGGGGGAGGGAGAGUUUAGUGGAGGGCAGGGCCCGAGCAUCCAUAAGGCAGGUUUAGUUGAGGAGGGCGGCUGGGAUUUAGUUGAGGAGGGGGGGCUGGGGUUUAGUAGGUGUGCUGGGGUUUAAUAGGGGGGCUGCAGUUUAUUAGAGGUUUUUUUUAGAGGAGGGGCUGGAGUUUAGUACAACAUGUACAAUAUUUACAUGAAAAAUCUAUUUGUAGAACUGUUUGUCUCACCUGUAAGAGUCAACCUUUGCUAAUUCUCUCUGUUCAUUUUAGUCAGUUUCCCAUUUGGAAAAGUUGGAAGUCUGCUGUACUCGGUGUCUCUAUUGCCAACAGUAACAGAGGAACAUAUUGAAAUUGAGUUUAAUGUAGGUUUAACUCAUCAUAUUGUCCAAAUAUAUCUAAACGUCACAACUGAAUGUAUAAAUAUAUACAAAAUAUUGGAUGCAUUUUUAACUAAAAAGAAAUUAACAAUAUAGUGUAAUAGUUAUUAAAUAAGUAGAUUUAGACCUGAGUUAUUCAAUAAAGUUUAAUUUAUAUACCUUGUUCUUUUAUACUAAGGGACCUACUUUGGUCUUAUGUGCCUAGGCACACUAGAAUAUGGUUAUAUAACUCUAAAAAGAAACUAACAGUAUAUAGUGCAACAGGAUUAGCACGCUUUGUAAAGUAUUCAAAUCUACAAAAUCCCAAAGUCCUUCAAGUAAGAAACACUUUGAUCUACAUACCUUCAGCCCAAAUAUAAUGAGAGGGAACUGGAAUGUUAUAACAUCGGGGGUUCUACCAAAAAACAAUAACAAAAUAUAAAAACUUACAAUCUUACAAAUCUAAACACAAUAAAACAGUAAAGGAAAAGUAAAUAAAGUAGUAAAUUGCACACUGGUAAGUGAUCUAACGUAGUUGAUGUCUCAUAUAUGUUCCUAAAGCUAUAGUGUUCCAGUCCCUAGUCUUUUUCAGUUCCCCCAGCCAGUUGCUGUGAAAUGAAUUAAAUAAAAAUGUUACUUAACUUUUUCCUGAAGUUGUUAGCUCUUCUCCUUUAGUGAUACCACAUCGAAGCAUGGCCUCCUCCACCGAUCGUCCAAUCCAAUGCUCCAGCUUUGGAGACCUAAUCUGCACGUGUGGUGAGCGCCACACAUGCAAUCAAGCUUUCACCAUAGAAAAGCAUUGAAUCAUUGCGUUCCUAUUGGGCAUCUGCAGUAAUAAGUUUCAAUGCACGCACUCUCACGUCGGAGCUGCCAGCAUUGAAUAUAGCGGAUAUUAGAUGUGCUCAUACAAAAUGUAAGGACAUCUAAUGUUGGAUAGCGGAGUUUUACUCCACUAAAACCAGGAAGCACGUUCUAGUGGUUGUAGCGGUGGGAUUAUCCCAGAAACAAUAUUGUGGUUUCCCCCGAAAUGAGGUGGUCUGGGUGCCUAUGGUGUCCCUUUAAUCGUUGGUUGAGAUGAUAUUCUUUUAUAAAAUGCAAAACUAGUUCUAACACUAAAGAAACCAACACAGAUAUAACUGCUUAAUUCUUCAAACUUUUCUGAACAUUAGAAUCAUUGCACACUGUCAUUCCUGGCAGGCCACAGUGAAACAAGGUGAUGUCCUCAUUCAGCCAUCGAAAAACGCAACAGAGAUAUUUGAUUUGCCAUCAAAUCCUGGAGAAACAUCAUUUUUUCUAAAAGAUGAUUUCCUCAGCUGUGCCUUCACUGCUCUGCAGCAGGAAGGGGUGUUCAACCUGAUUGCUACGGAAAGCGAGGUAAAAGCACAGUUAAAGAGUACAAUGUAGGCAACAGCAGUUCAAACUAGAUGGUACAAUUCAACUGCAAUUUGCAGUGGUAAUCUAUACCCUUCUAUCAUGUUGAUUUUUGCAGGGAAACAGCCUAAAUGUUUUACUUUUUUCAGUAGAUAAAUUAUGUAAAAAAAUGUAGGUUACAAGGACUAUUUAUGGAAUUUCUGCAAUUAGUUCCUUUCCUUGCCCUGGAGUGCAUGUUGGGUAUAUUAUUAAGCAGUAAAUAACAGGCUGAUGCAAGGUAAGCUUGGCAUAGUCCAAGAGACACAUUUAAUUUAAAGGGACACUCUAAGCACCAAAAGAACUUCAGCUUAAUGAAGCAGUUUUGGUGUAUACAUCAUGCCCCUGCAGCCUCACUGAUCAAUUAUCUGCCAUUUAGGAGUUUAGUAAUUUUUGUUUCUGUUUAUCCAGCCCUAGCCACACACCCUCACAAAGCCUACAUGAAAAAAAUGGUUCUUUUCAAUCAGUACAUUGUGGUUACUUUAGAAGUUCCUGCAAGGUGCAGGUUAUUAAUAGAGCAGGAGAUACGAAAUUAAACUGACGUUGCAAUAAUGGACAUUUAAACAUUAGAUCUCUGUUUCCAGGAAGUGUGCAGGGAGACUUUCUAGGUCACAUGAAUUGGAGGUGGGAUUAGGGCCCUAUAAACAAAAGCAUUUAACACUUUAAUAUCAGAUAAUUGAGCAAUGAGACUGCAGGGGAAUGAUCUAUACACAAAAACUACUCAAUCAAGCUAACAAGUUGUUUUGUGCUUGUAGUGUACCUCUUAAGGGUUUGGUUUAAAUUAAGCCCUCGUUACCCAGCUUAUAAGAGGUUGUUGUGGUUACAUGACUCUAGCUAUUAACAAAGGUAUAUUGAAUCAUAAAGAAAAAAAAACUUUCAUCCCACUGCAGAAUGGAACAAGUCCAAGCUUCAGCAAGCCAUCUUUUUUGAAAAGCAUAGAAAUCUGCAACAUAUAACACAUCCAUAUUAUUUUACAGGACUCACAGACAAAUCAGGUGUAGUUUAGAAUAAACAGAUCCUUCUGGAACUUUGGGUUUUAUGGACAGUGUUUAUGAUGCACUGCUAGACCAGGGAGGAUUUCUGUAACUAACUGGCCACAUUCUAGGAAUGAAAAGGCACACAACCAAAGAGAGAAGUGCAAGGGCCACUGGUCAUGGCACCACACCAAGGGAAUCCACUGAAGAAAGGAAGAAGACUAGACACACAAUAUCAGAAUAACUCAGCCUGGGAUUAUAUCUACGUGUGACUAGUCUUCUUCUUUUGUUCUCUAAGAGUAAAUGGUCCUGGAGCUUCAGCUCCAAUAGCCUCUAAGUUGGUCUUAGCAGCCAACGUGGAAAGUGUAUAAAGUUAAAGUAACCCACCCACCAUUUAAUGAGCGAAUCAAUCACAUUAUCUACAUAUUAAAUACAAAAGCAAAAAUAGCAAACCCCAAAUAUAACAAUGUACAAUAUCUGUGCAUAAGCAAUAAAGACAAAGAGCAGGGACAGACCCCACCAAUGUUCCGAUAACAGACAAACGCUUCUUAAAGGACAUUAUUUUGGGUUUGCUAUUUUUGUAUUUGGCUGUAUUUGUAUUUUUGUUUUCAGUAAAUACAUACAUAAAGCAAUUAUAUCUGCUCAUUGAAGUCUGGUCUAUUAUUACAUGGAAGGUUACUUGCACACAGAGAUAAUCUGUUGUUGUGCAUCCUCAGUGCUAUAAUUUAACAUUUUGUUGUGAUUUAGUGUACACUCCUGUCUAUUUCUCCAAAGUAUUUUUAACACAGCUUUCCCAUUUAUGUCUUUAGCUCGCAGAUGCAGCAACAAUGUCAAUAUCUGCCUUAAGUGAUGUUAUUCCCGAGGUUAGUAAACUGCUGACUUUGCCUUGUCAUACAUUGCAAUAUUUAUGUUACUUAAUCCAUACUGUUGCAAAAAGAAACACCUGUACCUAGGGACAAUCAUAGGGUCACAGAUGCCUGGGUGCAGAAAUUGUUUUGGUGCCCCCCAGGUGACAGACACACUCACUGACAGACGCACACACACUGAUAGUGUGUGCGUGUCUGUCAGUGUGUGCGUCUGUUCAUGCAUUCGUCAGUGCACGCAUCAGUGAGUGUGUGUGUGUCUGUCAGUCAGUGUGUGUGUCUGUCAGUGUGUGUGUGCAUCUGUCUGUCUGUGUGUGUUGUGUGUGUCUCUUAGUGUGUGUGUAUCUGUCAGUAUGUGCAUCUCUCAGUGAGUGUUUGUCUUAAUGAGUGUGUCUAUCUGUGAGUGCCUGUCAUUGAGUGUGUAUUUCAGUGUGUGUGUCUGACAGACACAUGCUCACUGAUAGACACACUCAAAAAAGCAGAUUUUUAUCUGUGCUAUUAUACCUAUGCUAUUGAGGUAUUUUUUAAAUAUAAAAGAACGUUUAUGCCUGUGCUUAGACAUCUCAGAUAUUUUAUGCAUAUCCUUACUGUUCAGUCACUGACAGAGUAUUAAAAUUUUGUUUUUUACUAGUUCUCCGUACAUUGCAAAGUAUUCAUUAUUUAUUUACAAAGAAAGCUUUCUAGUUUCCAACAGAAUUUCAAGAUUUCAAGAUAACUAUUAGUGUGGAUAAACCAGCAGAGAUUACUCUGGAUCCAUCAAAAGCUCUCCUUCAUCUUUACUCUAACUUUGAAAUGACUGCAUCUCCUUCACCAGAUUCCGAACCUCUGUCUAUAUUUGUGAUAAAUCUGGUAGGUUGUUUCCAUAAAAUGUAUGUCUAUGCCACUCUGGUCAUUGGUUUUGUAUCAUUUCAAACCCCAAACAAUUUCAUUUUAGUGUAUCCAUAUAAUUUUUUGGGGGGUAUGAAGAUGAGGUGGGGAGGUAAAAACUUAACUGUUAGUUGUGCUGAGUUGCUAACCAGGUACUAAAAUGCAGACAAAAAACUUUUACUGAUGUUUUUUUGUUUUGUUUUCUAAAUGUGAGCCUACUAAUUGUGGGACAAGUUGGUUAAAAGCUCAUCGCGAUACUCUGCUUAGUGGAUGAAUGGAUGAGAUAGAUAGGUGUAAAGAAUUCUUUGAAUAGUACUGAAAAUACAGAAAUCUAAACACAAGAAAUUAAAAAAUUAAAAAACUGAAUACAGUAUUGAGCUACAAAUAAGUUAUUGCAAUUAGCCACCAAUUCAGAUUAUUACAUACAGUGAUAAACUUUAGACAUGUGCACCAGUGAAAUCUUCGUUUAGUACAAAUGAUUUUGCAAUAAAUAAAAAUGUCAUUUGUCAACCCCGAAUUUCAUCUGCAAACCCUUCGUUUUCAAACUAAAUUAGUUAAAAAAUUAUUAGUUUUCGUCCAUUAGGACGAAAACAGCAUUGCGCAUGCGCACAAAAAAAAAAAAACAGAGAGGGAGCCGGCAGCGCAACCAGCUCCUUCAUUGCAAUAAAUAACUAUGCCACGAGUAGGGGCAUGUCGUCUAAACAAAUUUAAAAGUACUAGUGACUGGGCAGCAAUUGCUGCCUAGUCACUCAUGCAAUAAGGGGGGACCUGGCACAGGUUAAAUCCUGCCGCAUGCCCCUACCUGUGCCAGGUCCCCCCGUGUAGUAGGGGCAUGUCGCCUAAACUGGAUAUAAAAUCUGUCUUUUAUAUAAAAGUGAUAGAGAACUACGAUAAGAGAACAUGUAACCAUAAGUUAUAGCAAAAACUAUAACAAUGUUGCAAUAUGAAAAAGUAGCUAUUUAGAUCUAAAUAGCUACUUUUAACACGUACUCUUACCAUAGCUCUAACACUUCUAUAUAGGAUACAUUUAUAUCCAGUUUUAAAUGCUAUUGCUGCCCAGUCACUAGUGCAAUAAGUGGGGACCUGGCACAUAACACGGUGAUUGGUUGCUUUUCAAUUUGAUGCAGGAGGAUUUAACCUCCCUUUUCUUAAUAUAGGGUCAUAGUGACCUCCAUAGAUUUUAAUGCACAGGGAGGGGGGGUAGUAAUAUUUAUUUAUUACAAGGAGGGAGCUGGUAGCGCUGCCAGCUCCCUCCAUGGUUUUUUUGUGUGUGCAUGCGCACUGUUAUUUCUCCGUGCUGUGAAGGUUAAUUCCCCUGCAGCACAGAGUCUAUUAAACAAACUAAACGAAAAGGUAAUGCAUUCGGCAUUUGCCCUUUCGUUUCAUUUAUAUUUCGUUUGUAGGGCUUUCGUUUACGUUUUAGUAAACAAAUACGAAAAAACCUGUAUUUUCGCACGAAAUCAUAUUUGUAUGAAAAUGAAUGCACAUGUUUAAAACUUUUCCAGAAAGAUUCCAAAUCUCUUAAAUAUUUUGCCUUUAUUGUUCUCACAUCUAAUACAUUGAACAAUACGUGCAGGUUACACACAAACAUAAUGUUGAUCUGAUGAACUGGCAAUUAAUUGGCUCCUUUCUGUUGAUUGGCUGUAUUGACAAGUAUUUAUCCUGUUUACAGCAUAUGAAUUUCCAAAUCCAGUUCUCCGUUGAUGAAAAAACAUUGCAUUUUGAUCUUUCUCCAGACAAGUAAGAAAAUGGAAUGACCAGUCAACAUUAUUCCACAUUUACAGGGAUCAUAUAGGGUACAGAUAUUCCAAGAGGGUCUCCAGGCUACAUUUUGCUAGAUUGCAGGCAUUGCAUCUGAAGCACACAUCGCCAUGGGUAUACCCCUAACCAAUAUCCCAGGAAGAAGUUAACCAUGUUGAUUUUUCUUACCACCAAUGAGAAAGAGCCUCUUUGUCUCUAUGCCACUACCACACUGGCCACUUGGACUUUGCAGCCCCUGGACCUGUACAGGGCUGGAUUUCCCAUUAACCCCUUAAGGACACAUGACGGAAAUAUUCUGUCACGAUUCCAUUUUAUUCCACAAGUUGUGUCAUUAAGGGGUUAAGCAAAGAUGGCACCUGACAAAUAGUGGGCACCUGCUUUCAGCAUUGAUAGUGUGCCUUUUUGAGCUUAAAUUGGCUGGUGGGGAGAGAUAAGUACCAAGAGCCUUGGCCAGUGUCAUCUACAGUCUAGUCAGCCUUAAUAACAGACUUGCAAGAACAGUUAUAGAGGGUGUAUCACACAGUGCUGUCCCAGCUCCUUGGUGUCUGUGUGUGAGGCUGGACAUCUUCCCGCUAGUAACCAGGAAAUGCCUAGCAGAAGGAGCAGGGGAAGCUCUCAGUAACGCACACUAUAAAACCACUCCAGCAGCUAUAAUAUCAUCAAUUUAACUGGACUACAGAACCCUUCAAACCAGUGGCGUACAUGCGACCCGGUAUGUACCCACUGCUGGCCACGUCAGGGCCCCCCGAGGCUGGCCCUGGUAUCGCUGGCGGGCGCGCAAGGGAGCACUCUCCACUGAGUGCUUCCUCUUCAGCUCCCUCGCGCGCCGCACUGAUACUGGAGCCGGAAGAUGACGUGGGAGCUAAAGAGGAAGCACUAAGGGGAGAGUGCUCCCUCGCGCGCGCGCCAGACAGACAGCCCACAGGACCGGCCGCCCAGGAGCCCAGCAGCACCACCUAACCCCAGGGAAUCCCCUCAGCACUCCAAAAGGUAAGGAGGCUGGGGAAUUAAAUUUUAAAAAAACAUGUGUGUUAGUGUUAGUGUGUGUGUGUUAGUGUGUGUGUGUGUGUGUGUGUGUGUGUUAGUGUGUGUUUGUGUGUGUGUGUGUGUGUGUCAGUGUGUGUGUGUCAGUGAGUGUGUUACUGUGUGUGUCUGUUACUGAGUGUGUUUGUGUGUGUCUGUUAGUGAGUCUGUUUGAUGUCUGUUAGUGAGUGUGUGUUUGUCAGUGAGAGUGUAUGUUUUGUAAGUGAGUGUGUAUGUAUGUCUGUCGCUGAGUGUGUCUCUGUCAGUAAAUGUGUGUGUCUGUUAGCUAGUGUGUAUGCGUCUGUAAGUGAGAGUGUGUGUCUUCAGCACUUACCUUUCUCCAGCGCCGGACUCCCUUGGCGCUGGAGAUCCCUCCGCCUCUCAGCUCCGAAUGAGAAUGAGUGGCAAGAGCCGUGCGCGCAUUCAAACCAUCCAUAGGAAAGCAUUACUCAAUGCUUUCCUAUGGACAUUCAGUGUCUUAGAAUCGCAGAAGCUCCUCUUGCAGCUGUCAAUGAGACAGCCACUAGAGGCUGGAUUAACCCUCAGUGAAACAUAGCACUUUCUCUAAAACUGCUAUGUUUUCAGCUGCAGGGUUAAAACUAGAGGAACCGGACACUCAGACAACUUCAUUGAGCUGAUGUGAUCUGGUUGUCUGUGGUGGUCCUUUAAGUGUGUGUGCAUCUGCAUGCACUGGCAUACACACCGCGGUCGCAGGGGUCGCAGCCCUGCAACCCCUGCGACCAGGUGCCCGCCGCCAUGUGUUGCGGCCCCGGCCCGCGCAGAGUAAGCGCGGGGGGAUCCCACAGAUCAAUUUUUGCACCGGGGCCCCAUGGGCCAUGUGUACACCACUGCUUCAAACUCCCGCAUUAAAAAGCUAAAACCUGAAAAUAAACCCUUUACCUUAAUCCUGUGUUUAACUCCUCUUAAAAACUAAACACCUCAUGCACCCCAUAACGAAAUUUAACCCAAUUCUAGCACUAAACUCAUUAAAUCCUAAACAGCCUUUAUACUACAACUUUAAUGUCAAACCGUUAAUCUUCUUCACAAUAAACACCCUAUGUAAUCUAACUCUGACAUUAACCCCUCUCAAACCUUGAAACAUCCUUUUUUAUAAUUACUUUUUUUCAAAGAGAAGUGGCAUCCAGCUUCUGAUGUUGAGUUGCAGUCAUUUCAAAGUUGAGAAGGACACAGUGCCACCGGUCAGUGGCACCACUGAUUGAAUAGAGCAGUCAGCUCUAAGCCAAGCAGUGGCUCCCCAUUCAUAAAAAAGGUUCAUAUCUUUUUAUGAAUGAAUGGGAGCUACUGAUUGGCUUAGAAUGUCAACUGACUGUUUUAGCCAAUCAGUGGUGCCCCUGCCCUCAGUUUCAGAAGCCAAAUUCCACUAGUUGAACUGCAGAUCCAGAACUGGAGGCAACCUUUGUGGUUAAACCCUUCAAGAAUGGUUUAAUCCCUUGAGGUAAGAAAGAACCCUGGGGCCUUCUAGCACCAUAACAACAUAUUAGAUACACAUAAUGGAUACCCAGCAGACGUACCAAUACAAAAAGCACAUUCAUGGACACACAACUAAACCAUAACUACACAAAAAAGUUAACAAUAUAAAUAAAUUGCACGCUCUGUGUCCCUCAGAAGAAACACAGUUAGACAUAAUGUAGGUUCUUAUGCUUGUGAUAGAUUACAAAAGCAGUCUUAAACUAACACUUCCAAAGCUCCAUUCUCAUACCUAUGUAUAAGAAGCCUUUUGAAAAAAAUAACGAACAUUUCUGCAAACUAUUUGACUUCUACGGAAGCAGACAAUCAGCGUUGAAGAUAGAUCACAAAACUUUGCAAAUUAAUAGGAAAGAUGUAAGAAAUAGGACCACAACACUUAGCUACAUUGUAGAUCAGACCACAAAACAGAGCCUCUCAGAGCUGUUAGAACUACUCCAACUCCCACUGCUCUUGGACAAAGCGCUAGUAUUCAAUAGCCAAUAAAACAGUAAUUUAAUAGAUUAUUAGGCUGGCAUUUCUACCUGUAUCAAUAGAUUAGGACAAACUGAUUCAAAUAUAAUUUACAUCACAGUAACAUAUUAAUCUACUCAUCAGUUAAGAUGCACACUUCAUAAUGGGUAUCCGAAAGUCACACAUUAUCACAGUCAACAUUCAUAUACAUAGAAUGAACUGCUAACAGCUGCAGUAUUCAGAACAUAUUAUUGUAGUGUUCCAAUUUUAGUUUGUAUCAUAUUUAUUUUAGGGUUUCUUAUGUAUACAUGGAUUUCCUUAAUUACCUUAUUACUUAAUCUACUAUAGUUUUGUUUAUAAAGAAGGGAUCCCUUUAUAUAGCGUGCUCUAGUCUUAGAUAUGCGUGUUAAACUUGCAUUAACAAAUUGCUCUGUACCCUGUCUAUAAAAUUUCUCUCUGAGAUGAUGCUACAUCAACAUAAAUCUUAUAGAAAUUGAGCAAAUAUUUGGACCAGGUUACACAGACAUGGUGUCAUCUACAUUUUUCAGAGCUUUCAGAGACUCAACAUUUUUAUGCUAGACCAUGUUAGGCAUGACAAACCUUUGAAUGGACCGGUCAAGUUCAGUGUCAAAGAACCAUAAUAACGCAGGUGUCACCGUUGUCCAUGAUUGUCUGAUCCAGAAUACAAGCCUGACCACACUUCAAACACAACACACAGGGAGUCUACAGAUGUGGUCACAAGGAAUAAAAUCUCAGCAUUCCCGUACAAUAAUUUUAUAGAUUUUCACAAGCUAAAAGUACACAUAUAAUGUGAGACAUAUUAGUCAUAAUAGGGAGUAUAUCCUUAAAGAUUAAACUACAGAGAAUCUUACAGCAUAUGUAACAAGUAAUGUACUGGAUCAUUUAAAGUACCUGUAGCAGGUAAAAGUUAGCUUACAGCUCCAAAUGAAGCAUGUGUUGGAACGCUGAAAAUGUAGAUGUGGCUAAGGUCUCUAAUUUACAAACAAAAUAUAUUGACAGUAUGGAUCCUCUGCAACAAACAUAUAGGGCUGGGAAAAUGGGGUGGUUGAUGUUUUACACAGUAAAUCCCGUAUGGGGACUUAACUUUCAAAUACUAAUGAAGUGACAUGUCCUAGUAUGAAAGUACUAGGCUCAUCAUGCAGACAAUGCCACACAAUCACACUAUCCGACUCUCAUGGAAAGUGUAGUGGGAUUAUGGUAUAGAAUUAAUAAUCAUACCAGGCACACGGAUCCCAUGUGACAUACACAACAGUAAAACAGAAUAAAAAAAUUAUACUUUAUAAAAUAGGAGAUUGGAGAAACAGGCAGAGAAAAAUAGUAAAUAGGAUUAGGGGGAUUUACCCUUGUCUCUUAUCUACUCUACACCCUCCCAACCUACACACACACAUUAUAUAUAUAUAUAUAUAUAUAUAUAUAUAUAGUGUUCAAGUAGAGAUUGUAGCCGUAUUAGUCCAGUGAUGUAGAUGUAAAAAACAGAUAAAAUUCUUAUCUUGUAAUACCUUUUUUAUUGGACUAACAGAAUUUUUUAAUGACAAGCUUUCGGGAGAACCUCCCUUUCUCAAAUGCUUCAGACUUGAGAAAGGGAGGUUCUCCCGAAAGCUUGUCAUGAAAAAAUUCUGUUAGUCCAAUAAAAAAGGUAUUACAAGAUAAGAAUUUUAUCUGUUUUUUACAUCUAUAUAUAUAUAUAUAUAUAUAUAUAUAUAUAUAUAUAUAUAUAUAUAAAGGACAUAUGUUGGAAAACAAAAUUAGCUGAUCCACUUUUGACGCUGCAUACUGUGGGUCUUCUCCUCAGUUACUACUGAAGAAGUCUUCUCCUUAAAUAUGUGGAGAAGACUGCUCCUCUGACGUUGCAGAAGAGACUUCACCUGACCACAGUACGCCGACUGCCACAGCAGACACCACAGCCGGGUUGUCCCUGCGCUCACCCCACUCUAAAGUUCAGCCACGAAGAGAUGUAG